Molecule: messenger RNA, 3412 nt
Organism: Conger conger (European conger)
Lineage: Eukaryota; Metazoa; Chordata; Actinopteri; Anguilliformes; Congridae
Gene: ano7
Product: anoctamin 7
Exons: 23
Coding region: 224-3031 (935 amino acids)
Biological process (GO): chloride transmembrane transport; calcium activated phospholipid scrambling
Cellular component (GO): plasma membrane
Molecular function (GO): chloride channel activity; protein dimerization activity
Source: RefSeq, a predicted model, not a curated record
UUCUGAUACUUUUGUUCUCCUGUCUGAAUUACCCAGGGAUUUCCUUCUCAAGCGAGGAGAGGAGAUUAAUGUGGUAUUAGAAUCACUCAGGCCAGCCUGAAUCCUCUGGAGACUGACUUAAUUUAACGAUCUUCAGAAGUAUUGGUAAACCUUUUGUGUCCCAGGGCAGGGUGUGGCAGUUGAAGAGAGAGGAACAUUAGGGAAGACACUGAACGAGGCGGCCAUGAUGAAGAAGCAAACCAAAGAGGACGAAGCUAAUCUCAUUGCCAUGGCAAUGCAGCCAGACCUGAACUAUGGCAGCAUGGUUGCUGAGGAAAAGGUCACUGCCCCAGACAGGAACGUGUUCAGUGAUGGGGUCACCCGCAUUGACUUUGUGUUGGCGUGGGAAGAGGAUCUCACAGAGCUGAAGGAUGAGAACUCAGAAGAAAAGGUGGCCCCUGCCGCUGAGGAUGCUCCUGAUGACUCACACAGGAAGUGGAGGGAGCACUUCCUGUCCGGGCUGCAGGCUACAGGCAUCCUCCUAGAGAAGAUGGUGGUAGAAAACAAGACGAAGCAGAUCACCUAUGUGCUCCUCAGCGCCCCCUGGAGUGUGUUGUGCUACUAUGCUGAGGAUAUUAGCCUCAGGGUUCCCCUGCAGGUUGUGCCUCUGAAAACAUGCCAUUGGUCAGAAAAGAUCCUUCGGAAACUGUCCAUCCCAAACCUGAUGGCUCAGGAUGUGCCAAAACAGCCACCAGACUUCUACGCCUGCCAGUUCCGUACAAACAAACUGGACAGGUAUUUGGGUAGUGACAAUAAGGAUACUUUCUUCAAGAACACCCAGAGACAUGCGAUCGUCUAUGAAAUUCUGGCCAGGACGCCAUAUGGAGUAGUGGAGAGAGGAGAGGUUGGCAUCGACAGACUGGUAAAAGAAAACGUCUUUUCAGCAGCAUACCCUCUUCAUGAGGGUCCAUUAGAGAUACCAGACGAGGAUGCAGACCCACAGACCUUGAGCGUGCGCCAGAUUCUCAACCACUACUGGGCACCCUGGGGCCGCUGGAAGAAGUACCAGCCCCUGGACCACAUUCGCCUGUACUUCGGGGAGAAGAUAGCGCUGUAUUUCGCCUGGCUGGGUACAGUGUUUUCUGAAUGCUGCCACUACAAAUACUCAAAGCUUACAGUGCCUGGACCUCCUUGUUUAUAUUAUGUUCUCUUUUGGAUCUCUCUUGCCCCUGUUCCCUCAGGAUUCUAUAUAGGUUGGUUGUUGCCUGCGUCUGUGGUGGGAAUAGUAGUGUUCCUGUUUGGAAUAUGGCUUAUGGUUACUGAUGUGCCAGCUAAGGAGCUUUGUAGCAGUGGAGGCACCUACGUAAUGUGUCCUCUCUGCAAUGCCUGUACCUACUGGAACCUCUCCAGCAUCUGUAUGACCUUCAAGGCAGGGUUGCUAUUUGACCAUGGAGGGACAGUGUUCUUCAGCAUUUUCAUAUCUCUGUGGGCUGUAGCCUUUCUGGAAUACUGGAAGCGCACCAAUGCCGUACUGGCUCACCGCUGGGACUGCACCAACUUUGAAGAGACUGAGGAACGGCCAAGGCCAGAGUUCUGUGCCUUAGCACCCAUGACCAUGCGCAAUCCUGUGACGGGGGCAGAAGAACCCUACUUCCCCGAGAGCAGCCGGUUAAGACGAACCAUCACCGGCUGUAUGGCCAUCAUCAUCAUGAUUAUAGUCGUCUUGAUCUUUCUGGUGGGCGUCAUCAUAUACAGAAGCAUUAUGCACAUCCUCAUCGCAAGGUCCAAAAAUGCCUUCUUCAUCUUCUCUGCUGGGAAGAUAGCCAGUAUCACAGGUUCCAUGCUCAACCUAAUGGUGAUCAUGAUAUUGUCUCGAGUGUACGUCUCCUUGGCCCGAGUGCUGACACACUGGGAGAUGCACCGCACUCAGACUAAAUAUGAGGACGCUUUUAUCCUGAAGGUCUUCAUAUUCCAGUUUGUCAACUUCUAUUCAACUCCCAUCUACAUUGGCUUCUUCAGGGGCAGGUUUGUCGGUUUCCCAGGAAAUCAUCGAACCAUCUUUGGAAUAAUACCUGAGGACUGUGAUGCUGGGGGCUGUCUAAUCGAGCUUGCACAGGAGCUGGUAGUCAUCAUGGUGGGAAAACAGCUCAUCAACAAUGUCGAAGAAUUUGUGUGUCCAAAGUUGAAAAGCUGGUGGAAAAAGCGUCAGUUCCGCCAAAGUGAGGAGAGUGACAAUGAGCUUGAGGGUGGUGAUGAGGGGCAGGGGAAGAGCACUCCCCCCUGGGAGACCGAUUACACGCUGCUGCGGUGUGAGGGAUUGUUCAGUGAAUAUCUGGACAUGGUGAUACAGUUUGGAUUUGUCACCAUCUUUGUGGCGGCAAUCCCACUGGCACCCCUCUUCGCCCUUCUCAACAACUGGAUAGAGUUGCGUCUGGAUGCUCAAAAGUUUGUGCGUGAGUACCGAAGACCCGUUGCUGAGCGUGCCCAAGACAUUGGACUCUGGUUGAACAUCAUGCAGGUCAUGGCCAGCCUGGCAGUCAUCAGCAAUGCCUUCCUGAUCGCCUUCACCUCUGACUUCCUGCCACGGCUCUACUACCGCUACACCACUGAAAGAAGUUUGAAUGGCUAUGUCAACUUCACCCUUUCCAUUGCCCCAGACACCUUUGCCAAGAACCACACCCAGUGCAGGUUUCGAGGCCACAGAGAUCAUAAUGGAAGCCUGACACCUGAAUUUUUCCAAAUUCUUGCUAUUCAAUUGGUUUUUACCAUCAUAUUUGAGCAUGUGGUGUUCUCUAUAGGGAAUUUCAUUAACAUGAUCAUUCCUGAUAUUCCGGAGGAAGUGCAAAUCACAGUAAAGACAGAGCACUACAUGGCCAAGGAGGCACUGGCUGAGAGAAACCAGACCAUGGGAAGGACCGGUUUACUUGAAGAGAAGGAGAAAGAGGGGUCUGAACUGAGGCGACGACAUAAACCUGAGGCCUCCAGUUCUUUACCACAGGACACUGACUCUCCACCUCCCGUACUAACCUCUGUCCACGAGGAACAAGAUUGAGCCCCUCACUGACCCCAGACCUCUGAACCCCGGACCACUGAACCCCAGAGUGCUGAACCCCAGAGUGCUGAACCCCAUGGGUGCUGCAGGGUAGAAUCUAGAGUGGCUGGGUAGCUGGUUCAUGAUGCAUAUGUUUACAUUGGAAGAUUGGAGGAAUACCAAUAAAAGCAAAGCAAUAUUCACUGUCUGAGGAUGAAAAUUAUUCAGUCACCUGAAUAUUAAUUAUACUUUAUAUAUAUGUUUUGCCCUGGUGGUCAGAUGCUGCAGCUAUAUUUGUUAUUCCUUGGUGCAAUAUACUACUGAGUGGUGGAAUUCUCUUUUCCUUCUAGGAUAUGCAGUAUGUAACCAAGCAAGGUGUUGACAUUUUGCUAUUAUUUUAGC